Stegastes partitus (bicolor damselfish) is the source of this 2418-nucleotide messenger RNA. RefSeq names its product fibroblast growth factor 13a (gene fgf13a). Gene Ontology annotation, molecular function: growth factor activity. The coding region runs from base 1 to 714 and encodes 237 amino acids. The record is from RefSeq and is a predicted model, not a curated record. NCBI's taxonomy places the organism in Eukaryota, Metazoa, Chordata, Actinopteri, Pomacentridae. The transcript has 6 exons.
AUGGCGGCAGCGAUUGCCAGCUCCCUCAUCAGGCAGAAAAGGCAGGCGAGGGAGCGGGAGAAGUCUAAUGCCUGCCGCUGCGUUAGCAGCCCCAGUAAAACCAAAGGAAGCUGUGAAAAACCCAGCCGACUGAACGUUUUCUCACGGGUCAAACUCUUUGGUUCCAAGAAGAGGCGAAGGAGACGACCAGAGCCCCAGCUGAAGGGGAUAGUGACGAAGCUGUACAGUCGACAAGGUUUCCACCUGCAGCUGCAGGCAGAUGGAACCAUUGAUGGAACAAAAGAGGAGGACAAUGGUUACACCAUGUUCAACCUUAUUCCAGUGGGGCUGCGAGUGGUGGCCAUCCAGGGGGUGCAGACCAAACUCUAUCUGGCUAUGAACAGUGAGGGCUUCCUGUACACAUCAGAACACUUUACACCAGAGUGCAAAUUCAAGGAGUCGGUGUUCGAGAACUAUUAUGUGACAUACUCCUCCAUGAUAUACCGGCAGCAGCAGUCGGGCAGGGGCUGGUACCUCGGUCUGAACAAGGAAGGAGAAAUCAUGAAGGGGAAUCAUGUCAAGAAGAACAAGCCAGCAGCCCACUUCCUACCCAAACCUCUAAAAGUGGCGAUGUACAGAGAGCCAUCUCUCCAUGACUUGACAGAGCAGACACCACCAAUAAAAACAGCUAGGUACCAUCCUGGUCAAUCAUCAUCAAAAAAAAAGCAUCAAUAGUAAGAAACGUAACAGCACAUAGAUCAUUCUGGAUUUUUAAAAAACGAAUGAAAAAUUUUGUUUUUGGGCUUGAGAUUUAUUUGUUACCUUGGUCACUCUCUUUUGGUGAUGAUCGCAUACCAGUUAGCUCAUCUUUAUCUCAUUUUGUUCUUACUUAAUUUCCUGUGGACUAACUUUUCUUAGGUCAUGCAAACACCAAGCAGUCGUGCAUCUGUCAGACAGGGACGGGAAGGUAGACAUGCAGGUGUUCAGGGCAGCCAGUCAUGGUGCUGGUCUACAAGGCUGCAGUGGUACAGUACAAGCCCUGAUCUCUGUCUCAUCCAUGCUUCUGUGAAUACAAAGCCUAUAAACUCCCUGGUGUGGCACAGCCUAGUGCUGCUGGGACUGUGGCCAGCCAGAUGGUAGCUCUCCUGCGUCCUAGUGCACACGCUCAGAGACUGAGCUCUCUAGCAUGGGAAAAUGAAGCCUAUGUUCAACUGACCUGAAAUAUAAAAGGGACAGUGUGGCUCUCUUGCAGUUUUUUUUUUUUUUUUUUUUUUUUCAUUUUAGAGAUGCCACAGCUGCACCUUGUUUUUUUUGCUAAUUUUCUGAAUUAGCUGAGCGCUUUUUAUUUGAUAACCGGUUUUGUUUUUUUUGUCCCCUCUUGUUCUCUUCCCUUGCCAUUGUUCAGUAUUUGUAUUUUUGUUUAUUAUAGAAAAGGGUUCCAGCAAACCAAAGACAGAGCGUAAGAGUGUCCCUUUAAGCCGCUGAAAACCAAGCCAGUAUAAAAGGCAAAGCUGGAGUUUUUUUUUUUCAUUGUACAUUUUUGAUGAAAGAAAGCAAAGAUUUUGUGGGGGGAAAAAAAGAACAAUGGACAAAGGAAGUGAUUUUAAACACUUUGGAGUUGGCAGCGUGCUUCAUGUUGUGCUUUUUGCUGAUAUGCUCGAUGACCGAGGUAUGAAACGAUUAUUCUGUGUCCCCAUUCCCUUCUGUUACCACUGUGUCACAAUGUCUCUAGCUCUUGUCCUCGUGAUCUGUUUCCUCCCUCCGUGCUUGUGUCAUACUUCGACUCCCCCAGCCAACCCUAUUUUGUCGACUUCUAUUGACCGAUACAGUUCACCAUAGGAAUAUGGUGGGAGCCCCUUUCCCAGGAUGCUUGUUAUGUGUUUGAGUAACUUAUUGUGGUGACAAUAUUUUCUAAAUUUAAAAAAAAAAAAAAAAAAGAAUACUGUGGACUUUUAGGUGGCUUAACAUUUUAUAGGACACGUCAUAUUUGUAAAAGUGAAAAAAAAAAAAGAGACAAAAACAUACAAAAAUGAACAUCUUCCCUUUCUUGCACAGGGCAUGUACAAACACAAAUAUGUACAAAAAGGACCCUUUUUGUGGGCUAUGUACUCUUCCCUUCAGCUACAUAACUUCUUUCUGGUACAUGCUUCUGGGAAACUUUAUUUUCUUGGUUUCCCCUGGAGGUGGUUUGUAUAAGGUGAACCUAUCUGUUGCAUGGGAGAAAGCAGGGAAAUUCUGGUCUAGGGCUGCAUGAUGUAGGCUAUGUGUAUUAACCCAUGUUGGAUCAUGUGUUCCAAACUACCAGGCUAAAUCUGAUAUAAAAAAACAACAUACACAGACGGACAUUGUGGCUGUCUGAUAACUUCCAGUUGUUUAUUAUUUGUUGUAUACACAAAAAUGCACUGAAUAAAAUGUUUAUAUUAAGAUAUACUUUUAAAA